AUGUUCAGGAAAUUCACCAACCGCCUACCUGCCAUCCCCGAACUUCCCGAACUUCCUCCACUUCCGGAUCUAUCGACGCUUCGUCUAUACGAAUAUGCGUCCCAGGUGACGCUUCCCACCCUCAAUCCCUCUGCGCCCGCAGUACUACAACUUUCAAAAGACCCCGAAGACUCGCAAGAGCUGGAAAACUGGGAGCACGUCGAGGAAAAGUGGGAAGACUCGGACGUCGAGGAGCUCCUCGAAAAGGCGAAGUACCUUCCCCUUGAUUCACCAGAUGCGCGCAAAGAGAUGGAUUACUUUGGUUCCAAGGACCAACAAAACCACAUUAACAUCCAACGUCGAGCGGCCGCCGUGAAGAAGCAGGCGGAGGUGGACAAGAAAACCGCGAUCCUCCGUCAGCCGUACAUCAGCUUCCGGAAAAUCCCCAAGCCACCCGCCAUCUCUCUUGACUCCGAAUGGGAGGAGGAACGAGAUAAGGAGGACUUUGCCGAGUCCAACUUCAUGUAUUGCCGGCCAUCCAUGAGAAAGGAGUUCGAGGACUACCAUGGCACUCCUUACGCGCAAGAGGCGCUUCGUUUGGACAAGGAGCGACGAGAGCGAAAGAGACGGGCUGAAGUUGCUGCGAUUCAGGACGCGCGAAGGAAGGCUGACUGGGAGAGGAAGCUGAGGGAGAACGAAGAGUUUGCACAGCCUCUUCUCGAGGCGUUAGCCAGGCAAAAAAAGGAGAAGGCGGAGGCUGAGUGGCUUCUAGUCAGCCCCAUGGAUGACGAGGCUCUCCGUCUUGAGAUGCAAGGGAGGAAAGACGUCGACCUUAAAUUGGAGAAAGAAGCUCCCUCAUACGAAGCCUCGAUCGAGGGCAGAGGAAAGGCAGGGCCCGAGGCCCCUCGGCAUUCGAUGAUCGACUUCGAGCUGAUGUCUUCGCCGAACACAUCAGAGCCGCUCUACGUUGAGAGCAUCGAGUCGACGCCUGUCCAGGAACUGAAAAGUCUCAUUGACCCCGAUGCCCCUCAAGUCGAACUCGUGUUUAAUGCGUCCGACCAAUCCCCCUCGCCGGUGCAGUUCCCAAAACGUCUUCUUGCAGCCUUCUCCCCCUUCUUACGAGCCCACUUCGCCCGUAGCGAUGUCGCCCACGACGUCGUUUAUCUCCACUUGACCGAAAUUGACCAUGCGACAUUCAUGCUGCUCUACCGCUGGAUGCAUAUGGUGUGUCUGGGAAAAUACACACCUGGUACCCAUCGCCCUGAACCCUACGAACCUUCUGAUACCAUCCUCCAGCUUCCAGAACUUGGUGCCCACCAGAGUCUGAAGACCCAGGUUAAGCUGUUCUGCGCGCUCAACCAGCUGGAUAUUCACCUUCCUAAGCUCCAGCUCCGAGACUUAAUCUGCACACACUUCCCUAUUCCAGACGGGCCCAUCGUAUCGACCAGUCUGGACAACGAUUCUGCUCCAGAGUUUUUUCCCGCUGACGACAUUAGGCUCGUCCUCAACGGCAUCAAACUCAUAAACCUAAGGAGAAAGACACCUGUAAGCUCCUCAAGUCCCAAGCAACAUCAGAAUCAGGUACUCCGCAACCGCGAGCUAGAAAAAGAGGAGUGGGACGAGUCAGACGAAAUCGAGUACUUCAUGCACACCCACAUCGCUCGCUACAUAGUCUUGCUCCAAGCCUUCCGCCUCUUCAGAAAAGAGUACGCCCGUUUCUUGAACGAAGAGGAUGACGCAAUUGCAAGACCGCUUGCGCUUGAUGUGCAGAGACAUAAGAAUCUCAGGAGGUGCGUCGAGGUGUGGCAGCGGCAGGUUCCUGACGAUGUGGCUGAGAUGGAGGUGGAGACGGAGAACAGUGCCGAGGUGGAUAGGGUUAGGAUGUUGUUGGAGCGGGACCCCCAUGAGGGCGAACUGUCCUCGGCAUGGCACUGCGGAGGGGGUGGGAUUAUCUGGGGGAGAAGGAAGUAG
Mytilinidion resinicola is the source of this 1950-nucleotide messenger RNA. RefSeq lists its product as uncharacterized. The transcript has a single exon. NCBI's taxonomy places the organism in Eukaryota, Fungi, Ascomycota, Dothideomycetes, Mytilinidiales, Mytilinidiaceae. Bases 1 to 1950 code for a protein of 649 amino acids. The record is from RefSeq and is a predicted model, not a curated record.